CAAUAUUUUGUUGUCGCAUCCUUCUAAAAAAAUCUAUUUUUAAUUUAAUGGUUUCCCAUUGAAAUACGUGCGUAAACAUUAGUGCGUUAUGUCGGUUGGCCUCCGCGGAGUAUCUUCGUCCUCAGAGACCAUGUCCGAGAGCACGUUAGAGAGAAACCGAGCUGAAAAGGCUCUGAUAACAAAAACUCCAACGCAUACGUUACUCAAAAGUAAUAUUAAAAAUUAUUCGGACAGGAACGGGAACGAUGUCACGGAAACCGUACACAGAGGGAGGAAAACCUUCGCAUUUUGGACUCUAGUUUGUCUUUUAUUCGUAUUGGCUAUCGGGAACUUAAUUCUGACAUUCACGAUACUAGCCGUCUUGAGAUUGGGACAAGGUCUAGAGAGCAUGGAGUUUCUUCCGGAACACAAUGCUAUAAAGUUCUUCGGUAAAACCAACUUGGAGAAUGUAUAUAAGAGAGACGGUUUGAUCGAGAGCUUCAGUGAUACACCCAUGAGCAUAACCAGCGAGAAUGGCUCUGUUCUAUUCAAUUUGCAGACUAGAUUAUCACGAUCCGACACGAAACUGCUACUGAAUUCGUCUGGGGUCUUCAUCCGCGGCGUGAACUCCUUGGAGCUGAUCAGCCUCGACUCCGGGGAGGCUGCGUUCAGCACAGCAUCCCCCGAGAUGAAUAUACACGAGCCGAUCAACAAUUUGCAAGCGAAACAAAUAUCGACUAAGCGCGUCACCUCGCCGAUAGACCAAGACCUGAUAUUGCGUUCGGAGUCAUCAGCCCACCUCCGCGGAGCCGAGGGGACGCACAUGGAGUCCAAGAAACUCCACUGGAGCGCCGAUCAGGACGUGUACCUGAGGUCCAUUAACGGCUCUGUGAUCCUAAGCGGCAAGGAGGGAGUCUAUGUCGAUGUCAGAUAUUUGCCGAUAGCAAUGCCCCUCAACAGAACGGAUAAGCUUCAGGGGGUAGGUCAGUUCAAGGUAUGCGUCUGCAUGCCACAAGGGAAGCUUUUCAGGGUAGCGGUGCCGAAUGGUCAGAAGACCCUAUGCUCCCACGUCAAUAUGACAGGGGAUCUGAAUCCGUGCCUAUAAGGGCUUUGAUCGCUGUGGCUAAAUGAAGAUCACGGGUCAUACAGUAAAAGCUCUUUACUAGAGAUGAGACGGGUAUCCGGUAACUAUCCGGUAUCCGGCCAUGUUUUCACUAUAGGGCCGGAUACCGGAUAGUAAAUCAGUAUCCGGCCGGAGUUAUAGUAAAAUUUAAGAAAAUCUCAUGUUUUUUUUAUUGCCUUUGUAGGCAGACGAGCGUACGGCCCACCUGGUGGUAAGUGGUUA
Molecule: messenger RNA, 1324 nt
Organism: Bombyx mandarina (wild silkworm)
Lineage: Eukaryota; Metazoa; Arthropoda; Insecta; Lepidoptera; Bombycidae
Gene: Scgbeta
Product: sarcoglycan beta
Source: RefSeq, a predicted model, not a curated record